AUGCUAAGUACAAUGGAGGUAAUAUAUACCAUCUUGAUUGCUGGUGAACUGACUAUAGGAGUUUGGGGAAAUGGAUUUAUUGUACUGGUUAACUGUACUGGCUGGAUCAAAAGGAGAGAUAUCUCCAUGAUUGACAUCAUCUUGGUGAGCUUAGCCAUCUCCAGAAUCUGUUUGUUGUGUGUGAUAUCUUUAGAUGGCUUUCUUAUAUGCAUCUCUCCGGAUACAUAUGCCAGUGGCAAGUUAAUGAGCAUUGUGGAUGCUUUCUGGACAUUUAGCAAUCAUUCAAGUGUCUGGUUUACUUCUUGCCUCAGCAUCUUCUAUUUACUGAAGAUAGCCAAUAUAUCCCAUCCGCUUUUCCUCUGGCUGAAACUAAAUAUUAACAGAGUCAUUCUGGGGAUUUUUCUGAUGUCCUUCCUUAGCUGUAUCAUCACUAGUGUUUCAAUGAAUGAGGACUUCUGGGAUCUCUUCAAAGUCAAUCAUAAGGAAAACAUAACUUGGGAACUGGAAGAGAGUAAAAUCCCAGGUGCUUUCAGACCGCUUAUCCUGAACCUGGGAGUUAUCAUUCCCUUUGUUCUUUGCCUAACCUCAUUUCUCUUAUUACUUUUCUCCCUAUUUAGGCACACCAAGCAGAUGAAACUUUAUGCCACAGGGUCCAGAGACCCCAGCACAGAGGCCCACAUGAGGGCCAUAAAGGCAGUGAUCAUCUUUCUGCUUCUCUUCCUUAUGUACUAUGCGGUCUUUCUUAUAGUAACCUCCAGCUUACUGAUUCCUCAGGGAGAAUUAGUGGUGAUGUUUGGUGGCAUGAUAGCUGUCAUUUUCCCAUCGAGCCAUUCAUUCAUCCUGAUAAUGGGGAACAGCAAACUAAGGGAGGCUUUUCUGAAAGUGCUAAGUGUUGUGAAGAGUUUCCACAAAGGAAGGAAACCUUUUGUUCCGCAGAGAAUCCUGAAUACAAGGAGAAAGAAAUCAACAAAAGAUCCUCUCCCUUCUCCCAAUUAAUUAUAUUCAGUUUUUAUAGAUGCUGUUAGAAAUCAUUAAUAUCUAUAUCUAUGAUUAUCCUAAAUUUUCCUUUGUGUCCCUUCACAUUUCUGUCUUGUUUAACUUUAAAUCAAUGUUAUUGAGCCACGUAUAUUUCCUUGCCUUUGCAGGAAAAAAUGAAUCCAAACCCCAUGCUAACAUUUCAUAUCAUUGCCUAAAUGCAAAGAGAUUCUACUUCUUUCUGUCAUAUCUGGUAAAGGCCUUGAACUCAAAGAGUAGAAGAAUUUUAGGCAAAUAGGGUGCGGGGAAGAGAUUUUAAAAUAUAUUAGUCCUUCCUAUAAAAUCAAUCAUGUAAAACCUGUCUACUUUGUGCUAGAAGUCAGUACUUAUCUUUUCUGCCCUGUC
This is a messenger RNA of Lutra lutra (Eurasian river otter), 1380 nucleotides long. RefSeq names its product taste 2 receptor member 9 (gene TAS2R9). Gene Ontology annotation, biological process: detection of chemical stimulus involved in sensory perception of bitter taste; sensory perception of taste; G protein-coupled receptor signaling pathway. The record is from RefSeq and is a predicted model, not a curated record. Gene Ontology annotation, molecular function: bitter taste receptor activity; G protein-coupled receptor activity. NCBI's taxonomy places the organism in Eukaryota, Metazoa, Chordata, Mammalia, Carnivora, Mustelidae. The transcript has a single exon. Gene Ontology annotation, cellular component: membrane. The coding region runs from base 1 to 996 and encodes 331 amino acids.